Molecule: messenger RNA, 1177 nt
Organism: Macadamia integrifolia
Lineage: Eukaryota; Viridiplantae; Streptophyta; Magnoliopsida; Proteales; Proteaceae
Product: ubiquitin-conjugating enzyme E2 2
Exons: 6
Coding region: 227-685 (152 amino acids)
Source: RefSeq, a predicted model, not a curated record
UAAUUAAUUGCAUAAAAACGAGAGGCAACAAGGGACAGAAGACAUUCUAAUAAAAUUAUAAAAAGCUCAGAGUCUUGGUGAACCUGCGAGUUUGUUCGUUUGCAGAGGACGACUAGAGGAGCGUUCGUUCGUACGCUGAAGAGCAAUGAUCCAUUAAAUAUUAGCAAGAAUUAGGGCAUAAUCGUCGGGAAUUAAGAAUUGAAUUUCCGACGAAGGAAAGAGAGCGAUGUCGACACCGGCCAGGAAGAGGUUGAUGAGGGAUUUCAAGAGGUUGCAGCAAGAUCCACCUGCGGGGAUCAGUGGAGCUCCUCAGGAUAAUAACAUUAUGUUAUGGAAUGCUGUGAUUUUUGGACCUGAUGAUACACCUUGGGAUGGAGGUACGUUUAAAUUGACGUUGCAGUUCACUGAGGAUUACCCUAAUAAGCCUCCAACUGUUCGAUUUGUUUCACGGAUGUUUCAUCCAAACAUUUAUGCGGACGGAAGUAUUUGCUUGGAUAUUUUGCAGAAUCAGUGGAGUCCUAUUUAUGAUGUUGCAGCUAUAUUGACUUCUAUUCAGUCCCUGCUGUGUGACCCAAACCCAAAUUCACCUGCAAAUUCUGAGGCAGCUCGUAUGUUCAGCGAGAACAAGCGGGAAUACAACAGAAGAGUGCGUGAAAUAGUGGAGCAGAGCUGGACAGCUGACUGAAAGGCAAAAAAAAAGAAAAGGAAAAAACCACUCACCUCUGUUAUGCUUUUGAAAAAAGACUUAUGUUGGGGGUGUGUGUUUGCAGUGGAACUAGUGUUUGACCAGACUUCAGUCAAAUGGUCACAUAUGACCUACUUAAUAUGCAUACUUACAUUGUCCUCGGAGGAGACUAUUGUUUUCGAAUCUUCUACCUUUAGACUAUGCUUUGCUGGAAUUGUUUGAGAUUUCCCUGUUUUCUCCUGAUUCUCUCCUUUGUAGUUCAUGUAGUAUUAAUCUUUGAUGUAUGUCCCUGUAGCUUGUGUACAGAAAAUAGGUUUUAUUAUUGCUUUGAUGUCAUAGGCGAACCUUUCCCAGUGGGUUAGCUAGCUAGUUCUGUGAGAAUCAGGGAAGAGCUCUUCUAGUGUUAACAUGCUGCGCAUUCUAAACAUCAACUGUUGCUGUUUAAGAGCUCUUUACUUGCUAAAUAGUGGUGUGCUUUUCCCUCUUCGUUUA